Prorocentrum cordatum is the source of this 318-nucleotide messenger RNA. The record is from the annotation of a GenBank genome assembly. Lineage: Eukaryota; Dinophyceae; Prorocentrales; Prorocentraceae.
AUGCCCAAGGACUUGGACCGAGCAACCGUGCCCGUCAGUAUGUUGUUCGUGCUGCCCGUGCUCACCUCCUUCCCCCCCCGUCGACUGGCCACAGGGCGCGCAGCCGCACCACGGCCCCGACGGAGUUUCAGGCGGAGGGAGCUGCUGUUCCAGAGUAUGUGCGCCGAGCGGCGGCGCUCAAAGCCCGCGUCGCCGCUCGUGAAGCGAGGGACGAUGAGUCGUGAAUUCAGUAUUGUUUCACUUCGGUGGGGUGCCCUGUCGUGGCCCAGGGCGGAGCGUCGGGAGCUCCGCCCCUGGGUAACAAAUGCCCCCUUCUGA